Messenger RNA from Sordaria macrospora k-hell, 1251 nucleotides. RefSeq lists its product as uncharacterized. The record is from RefSeq and is a predicted model, not a curated record. NCBI's taxonomy places the organism in Eukaryota, Fungi, Ascomycota, Sordariomycetes, Sordariales, Sordariaceae. Gene Ontology annotation, cellular component: COP9 signalosome.
AUGGAGCAAGCCAAAGCCCUCAACGCUCUCGAGCCGUUCAUCGCGCUCUCCAAAUCUGCCAGCUCCCCGCGCGCUGCGGCAGACCUCGUGACCCGCGCAACCUCGGCCGCCAACACCUUUAUUUUCACCGAGCUUCUCCAGACGCCUCAAAUCCAGUCCCUAGCAAACUCCGACGAGUUCUUCCCCUACCUCACGCUCCUCCAAAUUUUCAGCCAUGGGACUUACGCAGAUUACACUGCCAACGCCUCGACGCUUCCCACCCUCAACGACGAACAGAAGCUGAAGCUGCGCCAGCUCUCCCUCCUCACACUGGUCACCAACGAUGGCAACGACAUCGGCAGCGCUCCCGAUGAUGACGUCAUGCAGCAAGAGCAGGAACAGGCGCAAGUACAGCCGAAUCUAAGCUAUGCCUCCCUGAUCCGACACCUGGAGCUUUCCAGCGCUCGGGAGCUGGAAGAGCUCGUGAUCAGCGCCAUCUACGCUGGCCUUAUCGAAGGUCAGCUAGACCCUGCGAACGAGAUGGUACAGAUAAACACCGUGGCCGCUCUGCGGGAUGUGCCUGCGCGAGGCGUGGGCGGUCUGCUCUCGAGCUUGCAGGGCUGGGCGGGUCGGUGCGAAGCGACGCUGCAGGAGCUGGAAGCAACCAUGGCCAACCUGCGGGAGGAGGCGGACAGGCGGGCGAGCGAGGAGCAGGAGUGGAACAACAAGAUGUCGCAGUUGUUGGAAGAUGAACAGAAGGGUGCGGUACCGUCCUCUUCUUCUUCGUCCUCUUUGCCCUGGUACAAUAACAAACGCGGCGGUGGUGGUGAUGGUGCAGGUGCCGGCGCCGGUCGUGGUGGGAGCUUUCGUGGUGGCGGCUCGUCCCAGGGGUACCGGUCAUCCCAGAGAGGAAACUACCAGCAACAGCAAAAUCAAUCACGUCAGCAGCAAAGCCACCAUCACCAUCACCAAAACAAUCAGAGCGGAACGAACAGCUUGCUGACGAGUGGUGGCGGCAGUUAUCUCAGCUUCAGAGAGGGGCCAUCAGCAGUAUCGCCCUCACCAGCGGCGGGGUUAAUGGGUUCCUUGGCCUCAUACGCGACACUGGGGGGUAUGGAGACAGGCUCGGGCUCGGGCUCGGCGGGGCCUCUUGGAAAGCGAGGCAGCAGCAAUAUGGAUGACUCGGAAGAGGAUAUCGACGACGAUACGAUGGAUCUGGAUGACGAAGGUGAUGAUUCCAAGAGGGGCAGCAAGCGGAAGUUGGCCGCCUAG